Molecule: messenger RNA, 1965 nt
Organism: Coniophora puteana RWD-64-598 SS2
Lineage: Eukaryota; Fungi; Basidiomycota; Agaricomycetes; Boletales; Coniophoraceae
Product: cytochrome P450
Exons: 12
Coding region: 392-1948 (518 amino acids)
Molecular function (GO): oxidoreductase activity, acting on paired donors, with incorporation or reduction of molecular oxygen; iron ion binding; heme binding
Source: RefSeq, a predicted model, not a curated record
CGACGUCGGGCUUGACGCGAACGCGUGACGCUCAACUGUAUCUGAUCUCACUUCGCUUGGUCGGCAGACGAGGAACGAGCAGCGAUUUAACUUGAACUCGGCGUUAUCUCCUCGGUUUUGUGCCACUGAAGUUGAUGGGGAUGUUCGCCCGCUUCUUUGCAGGUAAAUGUGACAUAUCUUGCUAUUCAGAUGUACCUAGGAUCUUCGACGACCGCCUCGCCCUCUGUUCGUUUGCAUUUGUGAACAAACAUCCCGACGGGCCGAAUUGAUAAGGGCUGAAUCCACCGAGAUAAAUUAAAAGCCGCGAUGCAAGUCUUCAUUCCUCCACUCUUCCACACUUCGUGUCGAUUCAUCUUUCCUACUUUGUCGCACUUUUAUUUACAGCGCAGUUAUGUUGAAUGGCGUAGUUUUUGCUAUGUCUGUCGGUCUUCUUCUUGCUGUCGGCCUUCGACGCAUCACAAUAUUUAAAAAGCACACAAGGCAGCUCCCUUAUCCACCAGGCCCUUCGCCUCUGCCUUUCGUUGGAAAUCUAUUCGAUAUUGACAACAAACAGCCGUGGAUCACGUAUACGAAUUGGGCAGAGGAAUAUGGCGAGAUAGUGCAUGCUCAGGUCCUCGGUCAACACUAUGUCAUUAUCAACUCUGCCCGGGCUGCUAGAGGUCUACUUGAACAAAAUUCAGCGAAUUACUCGGACAGGCCAUAUCGUAACUUACGAUUGGCUCACCACAGGUUUGCAAUGAACGUCAAUACAGCCAUGUUGCCGUACGGUCCGACUUGGCGCCUUCACCGCAAGCUUUUCCACCAGACGCUCCGCGCAGAAAUGGUGUCUAACUACUCCGCACUGUGCUCGAACAAAGUUUGUGAGCUGGUCGCUCAUAUGACCAAGGACAAUGCGGAUACCCAGCUGUCAGAUCAUCUGAAAAACUUUACUGCUUCAGUUAUAUUGGCGGUCACUUAUGGAUAUAAGGCACUUCCAGUUGACGACCCAUUCGUUGCUCGCCUACAACGUCUUUCUAUGACGCUGACGAAUGUCUUGUCACCUGAGCGGGCGGCUCUCCUAGCCGCGUUCCCCUUCGCCGGGCGUAUUCCUAUGUGGCUUCCCGGCGGAGGCUUCAAGCGAAGCGCUCUGAUUUGCCGCGAAAUGAUCCUCGGUGCCAGGGAUGUCCUCUUUGGUUCUGCCGAACGUGAACUUUCAUCAGGUUCUAGAGAGCAUUUUGUAGUCUCCGACUUUCUCUCGGGCCAAUCUCCCGAUCACGUCAGUCGUGACGAGCAAGCGCUGGAUGAGGCCAUGCGGGACGCUGCAGUUACGGUCUAUAUCAGUGGUGCUGACUCGAUGUCUGCAACACUAUCGAUAUUCAUCCUUGCCAUGAUACUCUAUCCUGACGUCCAAAAGAGGGCACAAGAAGAAAUCGAUCAAAUUGUCGGUCGAGACAAACUCCCCACAUCGUCUCAUAGGAAAGAUCUGCCGUACUUGGAAGCCGUCAUGCGCGAGACCCUCAGGUGGCAUACCGCAGUACCUCUAGGACUACCGCAUAUUACCACUGAAAACGACACAUUCGAAGGCUAUCGCAUACCAAAAGGCGCCCUAGUUAUUGCAAAUGCAUGGGCGAUGAACAAGAACGUUGCUGACUCAUCGACCUUCGAUCCGAUGCGCCAUUUCUUAUCGAACGGAGAAAUUGACCCGGAGAAUACGUUUAUCUCGAGUCCGACUUUUGGGUUCGGACGCAGGGUCUGUCCUGGUCGCUUUUUUGCAGACGAAGCAAUUUGGAUUGCAAUGGCCACAAUGCUUGCGAUGCUUCGUUUUGAGAAAACGAGGGAUUAUGCUGGGCGAGAGAUAGAAGUAAACCCGAAGUUUACAUCUGGUGUCACGAUUCACCCGGAACCAUUCCACUGUAAAAUUGUAAAGAGAUGUCCCGAGAGAUUUUCCGGUUUCGAUAUAUCGGCAUAAAAUUUACGCAACUGUAU